CCCUCUUUUUUUCUACCUUCCUUUACUCACUUGUCUUCCUUUUCAAUCGUUUUCCUUCAACAUGACUCACUUGAGCGACUUCAGUUUCCUACAACGAGCGGUUGAACUGGUCGGUCUAUACGUCUUCUUCGUUUAUCGCGUCUGGAAGGUCAACCGAUUUCAAUGCUUAAGACCUUCGAAAUUUCGACAAGGCGAGUUGAAAUCCAUCAUGACGUUCCUAGUAGCGAUAGCUAUACCGUUUCAGCUAUUUUAUGAUAUAACGUCGACUCGUAUAAAGUAUCAAGAAGGCUUCGCCCAGGUACCUUACAAUGGUCAGAUAGAGAUCAUGUCCAAGCCUGAAGUAAUGUGGACCAAGGCUGAUCAAGAUUUGGUUAUUCCAACCGAUUAUUCCUUAUGCGUCGGAUUUUCAUUGCAAACUGGCACGUUGCUACUUCUGCAAUGCUUUUGGAAUUACUUGUCGGCCAGUGUUGCCAAAACUUCAUUCAUGUCCAGCUUUGAAUUCCGCUUUUAUCUCAUUUGGUGUGUACUGAGUGUGGUGAUGUUCCCUCUGUUACAAUGGGAGUUCAGUAAAUCCAAGUACGACCCGAACUGGAAAGAAAUCAUUCCUGAGCUGGCUUAUGGUUGCGAGCUAUUCAUUGUUGCCCUGCUCGGUAUUUGGGCUAGUUUCCGUUUCAACCGUCUCAUCAAGCAGACUCGCAAUUCAGCCAACGCCAAGGAAAUUUUGAGCCGACUCAACUACUUUGUCGAUUUAAACGCUACCUUGACUGUUUCCUUGUUGAUCGAUUCAGCUUGCUUCGUCAUCCUUAGUGCUGACGGCCUGACCACUGCGCAGUAUUUGAAUGGUCACAAAUUCUCAGCCGAUCUUUUCAUUUGUGUUGCUAACUUUGCUAGUGUUAUCAUUUGGUUCUUACUUAUCAUGAUUUUCCACCCUGAUCAUGAAAUUACCAAUUUGGCUAAUACUUAUUCCGGCGCAAGAGAACUGUCUGACAUGCCAUCGUCGCGUGUCGGUCAAGCCAUGUCCAGCCAUAACGAGUAUGUUUCAUACCAACCGAUGCACCUACCUGAAAAAGUCUACAAUGUUUCGCCAGCGGCCGAUCCCAAGUUCGAUCGCAAUGCCACUCAAUCGCCAAACUGGCAGCGCCCAAGCUCUCCACAAUAUUCUGACACAAGACCGCUGGCGGUAGAAGAAGGAAUCAAAUUUUUCCCCGUCACUAACAUUGGAGGUGCCACUGGAAGGGAGGAAUACUCUAUGCAAGACGUAGAGGGCCGUGGUGAUCGGGACUGGCUUGCCCAAAGCCCAAGAAACCGAGGUGGCAUGAAGUAUAGCCCUGAAUAUCAGUAACAUCUUUUUCCUUACCUUUUACUUCAUAAGACCAUUGUGUAUACUCUGCAAGCUAUUUGUGUUCUCUCCCAAAUAAUUAAUAUAAUAUUACUAUGUUUUGCACGCAU
Molecule: messenger RNA, 1449 nt
Organism: Umbelopsis ramanniana AG
Lineage: Eukaryota; Fungi; Mucoromycota; Umbelopsidomycetes; Umbelopsidales; Umbelopsidaceae
Exons: 8
Coding region: 62-1342 (426 amino acids)
Source: RefSeq, a predicted model, not a curated record